AUGGUGACGGGCGGCGGGGGGUGCUCCGUGCCGGGCGAGCGGCCGUCGGCGUCGACCAGCAACCCGCUCGGCGCGCUUGCGGAUUCCAUUCUCGGCUCCGCCGCCAAGCAGCAGGAGAGGGUUCGCGAGCUGCCGAGCCUGGCAGGUCCGGGCCAAGCCUCGGGCAGCAACCUGUUUGGUCCGGCGGAGGCAGGAGCGGGACCGGCGAUGAUGCCAAUGCCAGGAGCCGACAUGCAGAGCACAAUGGGUGGACCCAUGGGGGGCAUGGGGGGCAUGGGCCCGUCAAUCCAGGCGCAGCAGUUCCUCUCCUCCUUCCAUGCAGCAGGCCCGGCAGCAGCGCCACCCGAUGCACAGCUAGAGGCGCUCUGGAACGAGGCUCGGCACGCCCAGGCCUUGCCGCCAGGCAUGGCAGCAGGCAUGGCGCCGCCAGACGCAGCAGCAGCGGCGCAUUUCCGGGAGUUUGAGCAGAUCUUUGGCGGCAUGUCGCUGGAUGGGGGUGCUGCUGCUGCCACUGGCGAUGCUGCCAUGCAGCCGCCUGCAAUCCCCGGGCUGCCCCCCCAGCAGCAGCAGGCAGUGCGCGCGCUGCUACACUCCUUCCUCUCCUCCACACAAGCAGGCGUGCCUCUCCCCGCGCACCCCCACGCGCCCCUGCCCCCCCUCGCGCACCUCUCCCCCGCGGACCGAGCCCGCAUCCGCAACCGCUCCUCCAUCCUCGCGCGCCACGUCUUUGCACACCAGGGGGGGGCGGGCGCGCAGGGGGAGGGCUUUGCCUCCGCGCAGGUGGCCGCGCUGCUGCGCUCCCUGGGGAUAGAGGACCUGGGGGAGGGCGCAGGGGGCGCGGAGGGCGCGCUCAUGGGCGCGCCUGGCCCGCUGGGGGGCAGGUUCCGCGAGUUUGAGGACUUUUGGAAGGAUGCGGGGGAGGUGGCGGGUGGGGGGGGGAUAGUGGCGGGUGUUGGUGGAGGGGGAGGCGCAGGAGGGUGGGUGGGGGAGUUUGAGGCGCAGCAGCAGCAGAUGUGGCGGGAGGAGGGUGGAGAGAGCAGCAGUACAGGGUGGGCGGACGAAUUUGCCGAGGACUGGCAGCAGCAGCAGCGGGCGAGGGAGGAGGCGAGGGCGGGUGGCCCUCGCAGCGAGGCGGAGAGGGUGGCAGCAAGGCAGCAGACGCGGCGUAUCGUGGACACACUCGCGCAGGACCCGAACCCCAAGUUCCAGCAAUCCAAGUUCCUGCAGUUUGUGUCCAAGAUGAGUCGAGGCGAGCUGAUAGCGGAGGAGGGCGGAGUGAGAGAGGUGUCGCCUGCAGAAGCAGCAGCGGCAGCAGCAACAGAGCAGUGGGCGAGCGAGUUUGAGAACCUGCACCAGCACGAGCACGUGCACUCGCAUGCCAUCAAGGCGGACGCUGAUUGGGCCACUGAGUUCGCUGCCCGGAACGAGUCAUCGACAUCACUGGACUCAAGGGACUGGGCGGACGAGUUUGCACAGCAGAUGGCACAUGCACACCCACACGGGCACACACACGCGGAGGGCGAGGGCGUGGUGGAGGAUGGCGACCCCAGCGCUUGGCUCGAGUCGUACGAGCGCUAUGUGGAGGAGCAGCUGAGGGACGAGCAGCAGAGGAGGGCGGAGUCUUCCUCAUCGCGCUGGCCCUACGCCUUUGCCGAUAAGAACCCCUACGUGGGGCACGCCCAGCCCUUCCAGCAGGGGCAGGACCUCUUCCGGCGCGGGCUACUGAGCGAGGCGAUUCUGGCGCUGGAGGCGGAGGUGCUGCGCAACGAGGGCAACGCUGAGGCCUGGCGCCUGCUGGGCGUCUCCCACGCUGAGAACGACGAUGACCGACAGGCCAUAGCAGCCAUGACGCGCGCUCGAGAUGCGGACCCCACCAACCUGGACGUGCUGCUCGCUCUGGGCGUCAGCCACACCAACGAGCUGGAGCAAGCAGAGGCACUGUACCACCUGCGCAGCUGGCUGGGGAACCACUCCAAGUACAAGGCGCUCGUGCCCCCGUCGGGCCCGGCCUCCAUGUCCCACUCCGAUGUGGUGCAACUGUACACGGAGGCAGCUCGCAUGGCGCCAGAGGAUGCCGACCUGCAGGUGGUGCUGGGUGUGCUGUUCAACCUCUCCCACGAGUACGACCGCGCCAAGUCAGCCUUUCGUCGAGCCCUUGCGCUGCGCCCGUCCGACUACUCGCUCUGGAACAAGCUGGGCGCCACACAGGCCAACAGCGCCCAGUCCGCUGAAGCCAUUGAGGCGUAUCAGAAGGCUUUGGAUUUGAAGCCGAAUUAUGUUCGUGCGUGGACGAACAUGGGCAUUGGAUAUGCCAACCAAGGCAAGUAUGAGGAGUCGGCUCGCUAUUAUGUGCGUGCGAUUGCGAUGAAUCCAACGGCAGAGAAUGCGUGGCAGUACCUGAGAAUCGCGUUGAGCUGCGCUGGAAAGGCAGAGCUACUCCCAGCUUGUGAUGCCCAUGAUGUGGAUGCUCUUCAGAGGGAGUACCCGUUGUGA
Messenger RNA from Closterium sp. NIES-65, 2493 nucleotides. Lineage: Eukaryota; Viridiplantae; Streptophyta; Zygnematophyceae; Desmidiales; Closteriaceae. The record is from the annotation of a GenBank genome assembly.